GAUAAAAGCCAGUGAAAUACUACGUUUUCGUAGUAAACAAAGAAACACAAUCAUUGAUAUUACGCAAGGGAGUUUUGCCUGGAGUAACGAAUUAACACGUCUCAUUUGACUUAAAAGCAUUAAUACCGAAAUACGUAGUAUUACGUACAGUCGACGAGGACGGAGUACACGCCGUAUUAAUUUUGGGAGUUUAUAAGCAGUGAAUUGUUUGGUAAACUUUAAACAGAAGGCUAAAAGAUGCUUAGUUUAAAGUCUCGAAUACUUUGCUUGCUUGUUGUGGUCGCUAUAUCGAACGUAGUUGUAGGUAAGUUCAAAUUAGACAGCGUGUUUAGGCUGAUUCUUCUCGAAUAAUUUUGAAUUCCAGUCAUUCGCAUAGACACAACUAUUGUAAGCCAAACGAUUACAACGCACGUUGUCAUUCAAAGUUUGUCAACUUUUUACAUGUAAUAUCCUUAGUAAACUUUGAAAGGCGAUUUUACUUCGCUUUUAAAUAUAUAAGGCUAUUUAAAUUUUUAGAAACUUCGAGUAACUCAAAUCAAUGAGAGUUCGUAUACCAAAAAUUCUAAUUUACAAUUUGUUACUUUUAUACUUUCGCGUCGCUUCAAAAUACGUAGAAAUAAAUUUAAUUUUCCUGGCUAUAGAAAAGAAGGCAGUUUCUUUAUUUUAUAUGAAGCAAACCUGAUAAAUUGCUUUUAUUUUAAUUGUAAUAUAGUUUACUAUAGAGUAUGGUUUUGGUAUAGUUUUAACAUCGCCCUAAUGCCAAUGGCCAUUACUACAUUCGUUUGUUUUGUAAAUUUUUUAGUUUGUUUUAACAACCAGGUAACUCUUUAUAAAUUUAUACGCCUUGGCGACACAAUACUGAAACAGGCGUGCAUGAAUUAAAAAGUUGAUAUUUAGCUGUCUAGUUGUAGCCAAGACAACCAGAUGUAGUAAAAUAUUAGAGCAAUUUCAGCUUCCUUAAAGCCCUGAUUCCACCAGCGCUUUUUGUCAGCGAAAUGCGAAAUAUUUCGCCUGUUUCUUUUGAAUUGUGAGCAAUCAAGUAGAAAUAAUUUAUUCGAGUGAUCGCAAUUCAAAAGAAACAGGCGAAAUAUUUCGCCGAGAAAAAGCGCCCGUGGAAUCAGGCCUUUACAUACUGUGCUUUUACUUGAGUGUUUUUUUCCACGAAUUUCGUGCCGUCCAUUUUAAUAUUGCUACUUACAAGCGUGAAAGCGAAAUUGCAUCAGCCAGUACGAUUAAGAGUGGGUGCUCAAAGUUCAUUCAUGAAUCUGGCAGUGACUGAGACACGUGUGUUUGCAUAACGUCAAUAUUAUCAAAACAAUGAGUGUUUUUUUAAUGACAUAUAGCCAUAUGGAGCCAUAAACAUAGGAAACAGUGGGAUGUUUAAAACGAUGAAACGACAGGCCUCGCGACAGGCGAUCGCAAAGUUUAUAAUCGAUCUCUGGAUUGAGAGUGCAUAUGUGAUGUCGUGAUUUCAUCAUCUGACUUACAUCGCUGACACCGUGCCAUCGGUUUCAGUCGUUUAUAAAUGAAUAUAGGCUAUAUGCCUGGCAGACAGAGGCAACCGCCAUAUAGCAUGAGUCCCAAGAUGGUAUUCGUUAGCCCGCAUGCAGACCCAAGGGAACUGAUAGUGGUUUGAGAAAAAAAUUACGCUUGACUUGAGUGUUUAGCGUCGACUGCGGUCAGCCCAUAGAUAUAAUAUAAUAUCAACAUCGCAAGCCAGGGCAAUUUCAGAAGAUAUCAUAAACGAUCCUGCAUACAUGUUGAUAUUUUUCAACUCAAGCUGAAAAAUAGUAAAACACUUUUGAACAUUUCGGACGGAAGUCGUUCUUCAAGAGUGUUUGAUAAAUAAAGAUGCUAAUUACAUGUAAACGCAACGUCUAAUUUUGAUUUGAGAGGAAGAUUCGAGAUUCUUAUAGAUUUAUUUCACGGCAUUAUCGAAAAUAUAAAACUCAGAUCGUGUAAGUACACACGUAAAAACGCACAAGUUGUUACAAGUCUGAAAACAAGUUGUUACAAGGCGUUCACAAGCUGUCGACAAGUUGUGUUCGAACUGCUUGUUCCCAGUUGUUAUAUUAAACAAGUUUGGAACAAGCUGUUGACAACUUGUAACAAGCUAAUUGAUGGAAUUAUCAGACUUGUUACAAGGUUGUUCUAACAAAUCUGAUACAGUCAUGAUAUAUAAACAAAAACGUUACAAGUUUGAUGACAAUACUAUUCUUGAAGGUUGUAACAAUACUGUUCUUUCAUAACUGUAUCGGACUUGUUGGAACAACCUUGUAACAAGUCUGAUAAUACUGUAUCAACAUGAGGUUCCAAACUGAUUGACAACUUGUGGACAGAAUUUGUUGACGGCUUGUUGGCAGACUUGCUACAUGUACCGCAAGAUGUGAGAUUUUUACGCUUGUCUACCUGUUGUCAUGCCGAUAUAUGUAUCAGCUUCUGCGCGAUAAAAGUGAAAUUGAAAUUUUUGUUUUUAAACUGAAAAAGAUUGAUAAAAACGAUGAUUUCGAAAUAACAUGUGCAUUCCCAUAAAGCUCGGUUCCGCAUUGGAAAUGAAAUUGAAAAGGUUUUCUUGUUUUAAUGCCCACGUGUGUACUUUUUUCUUUUCCUUUUGUAUAAAAUUACACAAUUAGAAAUGUUUUUCCUGUUAACAAGUAUAUAUAUCUGAGACACGCGAUAAAGAACGGCGGAAGUUCCAAAUCGAACGAGGAAAUAUACGCACGCCUUAUUCAAGACUUUAAAAUCAUGAGCAAACACUAUGCCGUCUAUGAACAAAAUAUUUUUUCGUUUUUAAACCAGUUUUUCCGAGUCCAAAUUAUACUUUUUCAACGUCUUUACUCUUAUAAAGCUAUGUAAAUGUUUUUCAAAUCAUGUGCUUAUGAAUUAGGACGUACGUGUCUUCGUUAAAUUCAAGCCGAAGAAAUAAACUCAAAUGGUAUAUUUAUGCAUAUUGUAUAUGUUUUACUUGACGCAUGUUGUUAAAAAUACUAUCAGUGUUAGAUCAGUGUGAAAAAUACGUUCAUAUUCAUUUUUGGCAAAUUUGGUCGUGUUUGCUGUUGAAUUAUUGAGGUUAUCGCGCGUUCAAUGUCCGUUACCUAUGUAUUCUAAGUUGGUUUCGAUGGAAACGUUGGAUCAUUUCAAAAAGCAAAUAUAUAUAUAUAUAUAUAUAUAUAUAUAUAUAUAUAUAUAUAUAUAUAUAUAUAUAUAUAUAUAUAUAUAUAUAUAUAUAUAUAUAUAUAUAUAUAUAUUUAUAGCACUUAAGACCUCUGUUACAGUCAAUUUCAGCUGACUUUUCAUCGUAAGAUUCCGAACUUCGUUCCGAACUUCGCAAAUUCGUUGCCAAGUUCAAAAGUUCAUAAUGAAAUUCACAAACAGGUUUGUAAACAAAGCCUCUGAUUGGCUAUUAAAUCAAACCAACCAAUCAAAUGCCCAGUUUACAAACCUGUUUGUGAAUUCAUUAUGAACUUUUGAACUUGGCAACGAACUUGCGAAGUUCGGAACGAAGUUCGGAAUCGUACGAUGAAAAGUCAGCUGAAAUUGACUGUAAUGGCUUCCAAUUACGUGGGCCAUAUCUGCAGUCUUUGUUCUUUCUUGAAAUGUGUUUAUAUAUGCAACAAACUCUUGAUAUUGAAAAGUGUGCGGAAGCAUUAAAAUGCGUCAAAAUAGCGGAUAUAUAUAACUACCCAUGUACAAUCGCUCGCCACUUUUCAGAGAUUUGUUCUUUUUAAUUACAAGAGCAAGUGAAAAUGUAUCUUAGGCCACAUAAAAAAAUAGUUGGUUAGCGUCCACGCCCGCCCACAAAAAAGGCCCCGCAGGGUUUUUAUUUUUUAUUUACUGUAAAAAAAACCCCAACUUUUAUUCAUCAACGGACUCUAAUAUAUGUAGUAUUUCUGUUGACUGUAACCAACUAAUUUUUUAUGUGGCCUUUAAAACAUAAAUUUUUAUUAAAAACAUUUUUCGUACUCGUCUUUAAUUUAUUGGCGUCAUGGACAUAUACUGGCGCCAAAAGUAUAUGGGGGCGGAACAUAAAAUGUCCAACUUUAAUGCAUUGCCCAACAUUAUAAUAAUCGUGACCUCCCCCUGUCCGAGGGGCAUUUCACUCCAAAAAAGCGUGCGGGAUUUUCGGAUUUUUAAAAAUCCGCGGAUUUUUUAGCGGAUUUUUCCCGGAUUUUUUAGCGGAUUUUUGAAGAGAAAAUCUGUUGGACUUUCCGGAUUUGUUUGGAUUUUCCGGAUAAUUUCUGAAUUUUUUGACGAAGCGUACGGGAUUUCGGAUUUUUAAAAAUCCGCGGAUUUUUCCCGGAUUUUUAGCGGAUUUUUGAAGAGAAAAUCUGUUGGAUUUUCCGGAUUUGUUCGGAUUUUUUCCGGAUUUUUUGACGAAGUGUACGGGAUUUUUGGAGUGAAAUGCCCCUCGCCCCUGUCGACCAAAUUUUGUUGAAAUUUAGAAGUAUCUCAGAUGCACAAUUACGUUACAGUAUAUGUUCUGUGUGCACAAACAUAAUUCAUUAUGAAUAAGUUUUGCUCCAGUCUUCGUGAACCUUUCCUCCACUAAGGGCGCUCUCUAUUAACACGGCCAAGACCGGUCAGAUUGUUGAAUGAAACAAAACAUUUGGGCUUCGGACCUAUCUGACCGGAAAAUUUAGAUAACAUUUGAAUGAGGUCCAUUUUCGCUAGAUAUUUGAGAAACAUAGACCAGAUGUUUCCAAAGCGCCCGUACGAUACAAAAAUGCCAGACUGACGAGUAGAAUUUGCCCAACUUUUAAAAUUUCUGUCAAAAUUAGUGGUGGGGGGGGGGCUGCCCUCGCCCCCCUCUUGCCCUGCUUUGCCUUGCCUUGAGUUUUUUUUUGAAGCACUACCUAACAACUGUUUGUAGUUUAAGUUUGAACUCGGGGCAAUAUUACAGUAAGUAUCAUAUUUUCUGUUUUCAAACAGGCCGUAAAGAUUUUGCAUGUUCUGCGGACGAGUUUGAGUGUCCAAUAACUCAAACGUGUACUCGUCUCAGCUGGAAAUGUGACGGAGAAGAAGAUUGUUUUAAUGGCGAAGAUGAAUUGGAUUGUAAGUAAAUAGUGGAUGAAGACAACGGAUAGCUUUUCGCGUAGCGGCGAGAAAAAGGCAAACAGCACAUAUACUCUGUAACUUUCAGAAGCUGGGCGAAACAACAUCUCUCCGUUAUAAUUAUUCCUCUGAAAAUAGCGUUCCUAAAAGGUACGGAUAUGUGUUUUUUCACGUCGCUACUGAAAGCUAUCCGGUACAAAUGAAAUGUGAUGGUCUGAAAACUGAAGUCAUUGUAUAAAUAUGUUAUUGUCUAAGUUUAUGUUUGUGCUCGGUGACGGUGAUAUAGUGCAGUGAUUGACCAAUAGACCUUACCAUUUAUUCACUUUUGACUCAACGGCCUCGUUUUCGUGUUUGCCAGUUUUGGCAUGACAGGCGCACAUGAAGGUUAUAUUCCCAUGUUUCUUUCAUGAUUUGGUUCCUGGUUGAUCUUACUGUAGGCCCAAUAACAAGUAAGUUCUUAACCCUUGAUUGUGCACGAAACACAAGGCGUAAAAAAAUACCUGUGGUUCCGGUUCCCGACCGACCAUAUUUUUUUCUGCCGACCCUAUUAUUUUUUCAACGCGAUUGACAGUGCGACCCUAUUUUCUCCAGGUGGUUGCGGGCUGCUCAUACAGCGUGCCAAAAUGGCGUCUGUUUUCACACUAAUUAUUGAACCAAAUUGCCUAAAUUCGUCCAUAGGAAAUACGCAUCUCUAGUUAAUAUUGAUGUCUGGACUCUACUGCAAAUCGCCCAGCAAAAAAAAACGCCAAAACCAUGAAAAAAAUAUUUAAAAAAAAAUUAUUUGCGACCUACCGACCCUAAUUUUUUCACUAUAUGAAACCGGAACCACGGGUUAUUUUUUUACGCCCAAGUAAAUACCUUACACAAAAACGAGGCCAUUGGGGAGGCGAGAGAAAGGGAGAGGAGAAAAUGGGAGGGGCGAGAAAGGGGAGGUGCAGCGGUCUACUCAAAACGGAAAAUUAAGGCUAAAGUCUGUUUUCCACUUCGCUCGUAUCGUAGCGAAACGUACUGGUGAGCAUGCGCAGAUUGAAAAGAGGUUUAUAAAACCACGUACUUCCGGGUGUAUUCGCGUAUCAAAAUAAAAAGUUCGUCGCAAGUCAACUUUUUGGCGUACUACGGAAGUACUAACCAAUCGUAACGUACCGUAGCAUUUUCUUUUGUGUCGAAGUCAUUAGUUCCACUCUAGUGGUCCAGGGUUUUUUCAGGGAUUUUUUAGGGCCGUUAAACGGCCCCAAAAACUCAAUCUUGAAUUGAGUUUGAAAGUCAAUCUUCUCACCAAAGUUUCAGUGCAGUAAAAAUGAAGUUGUUUCAGUUAAAUUUGUGACGUGUGGAAAUUAGUUUUCAGUUGGAAACCCGGCAAUUAAAGAAAAAAUGGCUGGAAUUCACUCACAACACAAGAAAAACUAUGCAUGCAUCUUUAACCAGUUUUAGUGUCUCUGGUGUCCCACAGUGCCCCUGCUUUAACACAUUCCGUCUCAACUACAUUUAUUGAGUACAAGUGUCAGCCCCCCGGUAGGGGGGGGGGGGGCAGCAGCCACCCCAGCUGUUCAGCUAAACUCGAUCUUCUUUGCAAAAAGGGACCCAAGAGAAAAUCCUGGAAAAAAACCCUGUGGUCAGGAAACAAAGAAAUACGCUACGUUUCGCUACGAUACGGUUGAAGUGGAAAAUUGGCUUUAGAACGGGCCAAAGUCAACGACCGUGACGCAUGCAUGUAGCUUAGGCCCUGUUUUGUCAGCUUGAGAGCCUGUUCGCAGGCUAUGUUUACACUAUACCGGAUUCGCUGGUCACGACAUCUUCUUUUGCCGUUACGGAGCAAUGGUUAGUGGCAAAUGCUUAUUGGUUUGACAGAAUUGGCAUGUUUAUUUGGGUCUCUGAGAUUAAUAAUCUUCACAGCCUUUCGAUACCUACAAAAUUUGACCCACUCCGAUAGCAAUCCGGUAUAGUGUAAACGGGGCCUUAGUGUACAUAUCUGUAUCAGUCAGAAUUAUGACUGUACAACUGUUCCAAUUUUGCCCUUCAUUACAAUUACUACAAAGUUUCUUUCCAAACAUUGCAUUAAAAGGGUACUUGACACAGAGAUUAAUGCCUAUCUCUGUUUCAAUUUCACAGAAAAACGUUCGCAAUACGAAGUGCAUACCCUAUAAGCAACCAGAAAUGUCAAAUUUUCACUUUGAUUUAUCAUUGAAGCUUCCCCAAGGGGAGGUGCAUGACUUCAGAGGAAGCACAAAGAUUCUUAAGGCCUGAUUCCACGAGCGCUUUUUCUGGCGAAAUGCGAAAUAUUUCGCCUGUUUCUUUUGAAUUGUGAGCAAUCAAGUAGAAAUAAUUUAAUCGAGUGGUUGCAAUUCAAAAGAAACAGGCAAAAUAUUUCGCAUUUCGCCGAGAAAAAGCGCUCGUGGAAUCAGGCCUUUAGGGAAGGUAUAAAACGGUCUCUGGCCUAGGGAGGUGCUCACCUCCCCACGUCUCCCCUCAAAAUCCGGCCAUGGCCUGUGCUAGCCUCCUCCGCAGGCAUCGCCUUUCGAUUAUCGGGCAAAAUUUCUUGCAGGCAAAAAACUACGAGAUGCCUGCGGAGGAGGCUAGGCCUGUGCAAAGGAGAGAAGAAUUUAAAUGUUCAUCCUGUGGGCGGGGUCGCACAUUAGGCCCGCCCAGAUAUAGAGCAACGUGGUUGAUGUUUGUGAGCUAGAUUUUUUAAAGAAGCAGUAUUGAUAUCAUCGAUAAGCAGUAUGAAAUGCAUUUUUUGCCGAAAAAAAUUCGCACACUCUGGAAAUUUGAAACGCCAUGAGAGAACGCACACGGGCGACAGACCAUAUAAAUGUAAGGUCUGCAAAAAAAGAUAUACGUUAUCGUCUACGUUGAAGACGCAUAAAAGAACACACAGCAACGAGAAACCUUAUGAAUGUGAUGUUUGCAAGAGACAGUUCUCGGAUGCUAGCAAUUGGAGACGACAUACGAGAACACACACAAAGAUCAAACCUUAUGGAUGUGAUACUUGUAACAAACGAUAUGUUCAUAGUAGCAGUCUGAAAGAACAUAAACAACGAACACACGGCGAUGAAAGAACUGCGCCAGAGAAACAGUAAUACCAGUAGGCAAAUUUGGACAUAAACGUUGUGCUCACAGUAGCAGUGUGAAAACUCAUAAACGACGAGGCGAACACACCGAUGGUGCUCACAGUAGCAAUCUGAACUCUGAAUACUCAUAUAAAACGACGAACACACUGAUAAAAGAACUGUGCCACAGAAACAGUAAUAUAUACAAAUUUGGAUAACGUUGUGCUCACAGUAGCAGUCUGAAAACUCAUAAACGACGAACACACUGAUAAAAGAAUUGUGCCAUAGAAAUUUACAGUGAUAGGCAAAUUUGGCCUAUAACGUUGUUCUCACAGUAGCAGUCUGAAAACUCAUAAAACGACGAACACACAGAUAAAAGAAAUGUGCCAUAUUAUAGAAACAGUAAAUAGGAAAAUUUGGAUAAUCUAUAUUUAAUACACAAUAUAUUACACAACUUUAAAUAACUGACAUGCCUACAGGUAGUUUAUAGUAUUGUUCUAGUUUACAGAAGCAUAUAAUAGAACAAAGGUAACCAAGCAUUAGAAUUAUGUAUAAGUAUAUUUACUCGUGUAGAUAAUUCUAAACCCUUAGUUAAUACCAUGCAUUGUUCUAUUCUAAACUUCUGUGAAUUAGAACGAUACUAACUACGUCUGUGAGUUCAGUCUAAAGUAGUUGUGGCCUGUGGGUUGGGUGUGAACAAAUUAGAAUUUUUCUCAAGAAUGUAUACUAUAGAACUGGAAUUUGGUGGUGUUGGAUUUAAUCUUGCGAACUUUAAGAAUCAUAUGCAUACGAAUGAGUUAAUAUUAGUACUACCGUUUCGUCGAAAUAUGGAACGCGUUAAAAAUAUAUGUUAUGUUUUUGCAGUAGGACAUAUAUUCGUAUUUGGCGCUAUGCAGCGACAGCUUUCGUAGUCGCAAUUUCUGUUUUGAAGGGAUUAUAUUUUCAACAAAAUGCUGAAGACGCAUGCUGUAUGUUAUAAAUUCAUAAAUUUAUAAAUAGGCAAUUAGUAAUUACACAAUAAAAGAAUGGGUGUGGCCUUUGCAAAACAUUGGAGUUUAUUUAAUUAAACGGGGCGCCCGGCUUCAUAGUAAUUUCCAAACACAAAACAAUUUUACUUUACAUGACAACCGGGCCAGCCCUUUAGCUGGGAGCCUGGGAUCCCAGUUGACUCAAACGGGGUGCUCGGUCAGCCGGGCUGAAAUUUCUCCAUGUAAAGUACCGGGCUGGAACAAAAACUAUAUAGAAAAGACAUAUAGAUAAAGUUUUAUUUCUUCAAUUAAUCUUGCCGAUAAAGUAGUUUUAAUCGAUUAAAUUUGCCAAUAAAGCACAAAUUCUACUUCCGUGACAGACGCUAUGCAGACGCUACAUUGUUAACUCGUAAACAAGUUUUUCCCGCCAAUUUUCGUCAGCAUAUAUUUCAGCCCGGCGAACGCCUCAUCCCGGCUAACUGGGUUCAUGUAAACGUCCCCUUAGGGGCCGAUUACAUGGAGCAUUUUCAACCCCGGGGUUGAAAUUUUUUGCGAUUACAUGGACGAUUUCAACCCCGGGCUUGAAACGUUAUACUAUACGUUCGCGGCAUCGAUUCGCGGAAGUAAAAAAAGCCUUUAUUUUGUUUUCUUGUAAUAAAUAGUCACUACCACGUAUGCUCGAAUAAGUCAUGAUAAUUUCAGCCCUGGGUUGAAACGAUUACAUGACAAAAUUUUCAACCCAGGGCUGAGUUCAACCCCGGGGUUGAAAUUUCAACCCUGCUAGCUGAAGCAGGGUUGAAAUUUCAACCCCGGGGUUGAACUCAGCCCUGGGUUGAAAAUUUUGUCAUGUAAUCGCGCGUUUGAUUUUGAUAGAGUUUUGUAUUACAGACAGGGCUGAAAUUUCAACCCGGUAAACAGGGCUGAGUUCAACCCCGGGGUUGAAAAUGCUCCAUGUAAUCGGCCCCUUAGUGUUCGUUUAUUUUAUCUAGCCAUUUUUGGCCGCGGUAACAUGGCCUUCUCUGACUCAAACAAAUUAUCUUUUCUUUUCCCAAGAGUUUGUCAAGCAGUCAAGCUGGAACACUCUUCUUACUAAUUACUAUAAAUUGAGCCAUUUUAUUUUCAUACCAUUAAUUUUCAAUAAAGCUACAACGCUCCCUAUAAACCAAUUGAAAGUCUCGACUGCAAUUACGCACCCAAAAUCAGGGCCUAUCAGAGAAAUUCGGGGGCCCGGGGCAAAUUUUAGUAUAUCGGGGGCUAUAUUUUUCCCAAAAAAAUUGGCGAGUGGGGGGGGGGGCGGGUCAAAAAAUUCUUCCGGACAAACACCAGUUAAAUUAAGGUUCAAAUUAAAAAAAUUUUCCGAACAAAUUCCUGUUAAAACAUGGGAAAAACCCAUUUUUCAGACCAAUAUCUGCAAAAUUUAGGUCUAGAAUUUUUUUUCUCAUACCAUUAUUUAUCAAAAAACGUUCCAAAUUUCUUUUUUAAUUUUUCAAAUUUUGGGGCCCCCUUAAACUGCGGGCCCGGGGGCAAAUCGCCCCCUUUGCUACCUCCUCUGAAAGGCCCUGCCCAAAAUGAUACGUUCCGCGCCGGAACGCACUGGUAUAUUUUGUCUUCUGUUUAAACAAAAUAUAAAAAGAUUAUCUUAUUCUUCCGGUCUCGACUGCAAUUCAUCCAGGAAUGCCAAAGCUUCUUUAAUUAAAUUUUCUUUAAUCUUUUUUAAAUAAUUAAAAGAAGAUUUCGGUUUCAAAAAGUAAAGAAGAUUUUGGUGUUUUUUAAUUUCUUAUGUUGACUAUAUAUUUUUUAAUACGUUAAGGUGUUGGGUCUUAAUUAAUAAGGUUUAUAUUUAUAUGUUUUUAUUCCAUUUACUGGAAUUCAUUAUGUAACAUUGUAAAUAGUGGUUAAAGUUUCACAUUAUAAAAGUUAAGUUUAACAAAAUCUUCUUUGAUCUUCUUUAAUUGAAUAAAGAAUAAAGAAGAUAUUGUUUCUAAAAAAAUCUUCUUUAAUCCAUCCCUGAAUUUAUCCCGAUGCAAAAACGCGCCUUUUCAACGCGCAUUCGAGAGUCCGAAUGAGUCAAUUGUGGAAUUGCAAAGCAUCAUGGUAGUUUAGUUACACAGCAGAAUUUUUCAACAUGGCUGCUUGCACUUUUCGACCGAGGGAAGGUGCUAAAAACAUGACAAAUGCAAGAAAACAUUUACCAUUUUCGCUUUGAUUAAAGCUUUGACUGAAUCUGUACGGUUUGUUUCAUAUUUCUACUAUGUCGUGGGCUUCUACAAGCGAGUGUGGUUGAAAUAUUCAACAUGGCAUGGCUGCUACGAAUCAAACUCCUUCCCCGCUUUAGUGACUCUGUACGCCAUGUUGAAUAUUUCAACCACACUCGCUCGUAGAAGCCCAUGGGAGACGCAGUAGAAAUAUGAAUUUAGUCAAAACUUUAAUCAAAGCGAAAAUGGUAAAAGUUUUCUUGCAAUUCUCAUGUGUUGAGCACCUUCCCUCGUUCGAAAAGUAUAAGCGCCAUGUUGAAAAAUUCUGCUGUGUAACUAAACUACCAUGAUGCUUUGCAAUUCCACAAUUGGUUCAUUGGCAGUAUUGCGCCUUACUUAAACAAAAUUGCUUCAUUUUACCUCAUGCUAGGUCCACCAACCACGUGUAGGCCAGGUGAAUUCAAAUGCAGGAAUGGACGUUGCAUUGAGGAAUCUUGGGUCUGUGAUCGACAUAAUGAUUGCCCGGAAAAAGAAGACGAAGCACCGAUACAGAAAUGUAAGUCACAUUGACAUUGGUUACAACCGUGUGUAAUCCAUUCUCAAUUGUGAUCAAUUAAUGCUUGUGCUGAGCAUUAUUAAACUGUAUUGAAGUGAAGCUUGGCCAGUAGCAUAUGUAUAUAUUAGAUAUAUACACUGCACGUAAAAACAGACAAGGCUUUACAUUUACAGAUCGGCAAACUAUAUCUGACCUGCAAGUUGUAACAAGGCUGUUGUCAAGUCGAUAUCAGAAUGUGUUCGCACUGCUUGUUCCCAGUUGUUGUGGCAAGUCUGGGACGAGUUGUUAUCACAACUUUGUUACAAGGUUAAUGUUAACAGACUUGGUACAAGUUGUUCUAACAAGACUAAUACGUAAUCGUACCAAGUUGCUACGAGCUUGUUGUCAUCAACUUGUUACGUCCAGUUUUAUUUGGAACAAUUUGUUGCGAGUCUGUGGCCCUCAUCAACCUUGUUACAAGAUGAUAACAACUUGUUGCGAACUUGAAUUGUUCGAAUCGUCGUUUUGAGUUUUUCAAAAUACAGUUUGUUGAUUAUGACGUCUAAUGCGAAUGCUUCUCGAUAACGUUUUCCAGACACCGAAAUUAGGCCGCCAUGUCUUUACAGGAUUUCUAGGAAGAACAGUUUAGAACUGAUAGAGUUAUCCAGUAUAGAUAAUUAAAUAUAUGCAUUAAAUGUAAUUUAGGUAACCGAACAACGUGUAGACCAAGUGAUUUUCAAUGUCGAAACGGUGACUGUAUUCAAGGAACAUAUCGCUGUGAUCGCGAACAUGAUUGUGAAGAUCAGAGUGAUGAAGAUGGUUGUCCAGGUAUUUAUAUAGAGAUCUGGAUUAAUAUCAGGAUUUAGAGAUCUUACUAUGGAGGGCGAUAGUGAGAUAGAUAGACAUAUCUACGUAGAGAUCUUACUACGCACGUUACAACCACACAACUUGUAUGUCAGCAAGAUGUGUUUGCGACAGGCUUGUAGCAAGCUUGUCAACAAGUUGUAACAAUGCUGUUAUUUUAUCAAUUUGCUACAAGGUUGUCACUCACAACUUGUUGACAAAUUGUUGAAUUGCAGGACGAUAACAAGUUGUUGUCCACAAGUUGUAACAAUGCACAAGGUUGUCAUCCACAACUUGUUGAAUUGCAGGACGAUAACAAGUUAAUGUUGGAACAACGGGUAACAAGUUUGUUGAGCUCAAAAACCUUGUAGCAAGUUGUCAACAAGUUGUAACAAUGCUGUUAUUUUAUCAAUUUGCUACAAGGUUGUCGCUCACAAUUUGUUGACAAAUUGCUGAAUUGCAGGACGAUAAAAAGUUGGAGAAACUUGUAACAAGUCUGUUGAGUUCAACAACCUUGUAGCAAGUUGUCAGCAAGUUGUAACAAUGCUGUUAUUUUAUCAAUUUGCUACAAGGUUGUCAGUCGCAACUUGUUGACAAAUUGUUAAAUUAAAUUGCAGGACGAUAACAAGUUGUUGGAACAACUUGUAACAAGUCUGUUGAGCUCAACAACCUUGUAGCAAGUUGUCAACAAGUUGUAACAAUGCUGUUAUUUAUCAAUUUGCUACAAGGUUGUCACUCACAAUUUGUUGACAAAUUUUUGAAUUGCAAGACGAUAAAAAGUUGUUGGAACAAUUUGGAACAAGUCUGUUGAGCUCAACAACUUGAGCUCAACAACUUUGUUGCAAGUUGUCCACAAGUUGUAACAAUGCUGUUAUUUUAUCAAUUUGCCACAAGGUUGUCACUCACAACUUGUUGAAUUGCAGGACGAUAACAAGUUAAUGUUGGAACAACGUGUAACAAGUCUGUUGAGCUCAAAAACCUUGUAGCAAGUUGUAACAAUGCUGUUAUUUAUCAAUUUGCUACAAGGUUGUCACUCACAACUUGUUCAGUGCCGCCCAGGGGGGGGGGGGGGGGGGGCAAUUUGCCCCGGGCCCCGAGUUGCUGGGGGCCCCUGAAUAAUUUUUGUAGGGGCCCCGCCUUUUUUGUGUGUUAAAUAUUUCCGCGCAAAGGACAAGAUAUCUGUUUUCUUGGGCUAAGUACCGAAUUUUGGCCUAAAAAAAUGAGAUAAAGUCAAUCGAGGGGGGAGGUCGCCAAAACAAUAUCCGGAAAAAAUUUUUCCGGAAAAUUUUUUUUAGAUAGGGCCCCCUAAAAAAAAUUUGCCCCGGGCCCCCGCCAACCUCUGGGCGGCCCUGAACUUGUUGACAAAUUGUUGAAUUGCAGGACGAUGACAAGUUGUUGGAACAACUUGUAACAAGUCUGUUGAGCUCAAAAACCUUGUAGCAAGUUGUCAACAAGUUGUAACAAUGCUGUUAUUUAUCAAUUUGCUACAAGGUUGUCACUCACAAUUUGUUGACCAAUUGUUAAAUUGCAGGACGAUAAAAAGUUGUUAGAACAACUUGUAACAAAUCCUUUGAGCUCAACAACCUUGUAGCAAGUUGUCAACAAGUUGUAACAAUGCUGUUAUUUAUCAAUUUGCUACAAGGUUGUCACUCACAAUUUGUUGACCAAUUGUUAAAUUGCAGGACGAUAAACAGUUGUUAGAACAACUUGUAACAAAUCCUUUGAGCUCAACAACCUUGUAGCAAGUUGUCAACAAGUUGUAACAAUGCUGUUAUUUAUCAAUUUGCUACAAGGUUGUCACUCACAACUUGUUGACCAAUUGUUAAAUUGCAGGACGAUAAAAAGUUGUUGGAAAAAAGUUGUUGGAAAAAACUUGUAACAAGUCUGUUGAGCCCAACAACCUUGUAGCAAGUUGUAACAAUGCUGUUAUUUUAUCAAUUUGCUACAAGCUUGUCACUCACAACUUGUUGACAAAUUGUUGAAUUUCAGGACGAUAACAAUUUGUCAGAACAACUUGUAACAAGUCCUUUGAGCUCAACAACCUUAAUUGUAGCAAGUUGUCAACAAGUUGUAACAAUGCUGUUAUUUAUCAAUUUGCUACAAGGUUGUCACUCACAAUUUGUUGAUCAAUUGUUAAAUUGCAGGACGAUAACAAGUUGUCGGAACAACUUGUAACAAGUCCUUUGAGCUCAACAACCUUGUUGCAAGUUGCCCACAAGUUGUAACAAUGCUGUUAUUUUAUCAAUUUGCCACAAGGUUGUCACUCGCAGCUUGUUGAAUUGCAGGACGAUAACAAGUUAAUGUUGGAACAACGUGUAACAAGUCUGUUGAGCUCAAAAACCUUGUAGCAAGUUGUAACAAUGCUGUUAUUUAUCAAUUUGCUACAAGCUUGUCACUCACAACUUGUUGACAAAUUGUUGAAUUUCAGGACGAUAACAAGUUGUCAGAACAACUUGUAACAAGUCCUUUGAGCUCAACAUCCUUGUAGCAAGUUGUCAACAAGUUGUAACAAUGCUGUUAUUUAUCAAUUUGCUACAAGCUUGUCACUGACAACUUGUUGACAAAUUGUUAAAUAGCAGGACGAUAACAAGUUGUUGGAAGAACUUGUAACAAGUCUGUUGAGCUCAACAACCUUAAUUGUAGCAAGUUGUCAACAAGUUGUAACAAUGCUGUUAUUUAUCAAUUUGCUACAAGCUUGUCACUCACAAUUUGUUGACAAAUUGUUAAAUAGCAGGACGAUAACAAGUUGUUGGAAGAACUUGUAACAAGUCUGUUGAGCUCAACAACGUUGUAGCAAGUCUGUUAAGCUCAACAAUCUUGUAGCAAGUUGUCAACGAGUUGGAACAAUGCUGUUAUUUUAUCAAUUUGCUACAAGAUUGUCACUCACAACUUGUUGAGAAAUUGUUGAAUUGCAGGACGAUAACAAGUUGUUGGAACAACUUGUAACAAAACCUUUGAGCUCAACAACCUUGUAGCAAGUUGUCAACAAGUUGUAACAAUGCUGUUAUUUAUCAAUUUGCUACAAGCUUGUCACUCACAACUUGUUGUCAAAUUGUUAAAUUGCAGGACGAUAAAAAGUUGUUGGAACAACUUGUAACAAAUCCUUUGAGCUCAACAACCUUGUAGCAAGUUGUAACAAUGCUGUUAUUUAUCAAUUUGCUACAAGCUUGUCACUCUCAACUUGUUGACAAAUUGUUGAAUUUCAGGACGAUAACAAGUUGUCAGAACAACUUGUAACAAGUCCUUUGAGCUCAACAACCUUGUAGCAAGUUGUCAACAAGUUGUAACAAUGCUGUUAUUUAUCAAUUUGCUACAAGCUUGUCACUCACAACUUGUUGUCAAAUUGUUAAAUUGCAGGACGAUAAAAAGUUGUUGGAACAACUUGUAACAAAUCCUUUGAGCUCAACAACCUUGUAGCAAGUUGUAACAAUGCUGUUAUUUAUCAAUUUGCUACAAGCUUGUCACUCUCAACUUGUUGACAAAUUGUUGAAUUUCAGGACGAUAACAAGUUGUCAGAACAACUUGUAACAAGUCCUUUGAGCUCAACAACCUUGUAGCAAGUUGUCAACAAGUUGUAACAAUGCUGUUAUUUAUCAAUUUGCUACAAGCUUGUCACUCACAACUUGUUGUCAAAUUGUUAAAUUGCAGGACGAUAAAAAGUUGUUGGAACAACUUGUAACAAAUCCUUUGAGCUCAACAACCUUGUAGCAAGUUGUAACAAUGCUGUUAUUUAUCAAUUUGCUACAAGCUUGUCACUCUCAACUUGUUGACAAAUUGUUGAAUUUCAGGACGAUAACAAGUUGUCAGAACAACUUGUAACAAGUCCUUUGAGCUCAACAACUUUGUAGCAAGUUGUCAACAAGUUGUAACAAUGCUGUUAUUUAUCAAUUUGCUACAAGCUUGUCACUCACAACUUGUUGUCAAAUUGUUAAAUUGCAGGACGAUAAAAAGUUGUUGGAACAACUUGUAACAAAUCCUUUGAGCUCAACAACCUUGUAGCAAGUUGUAACAAUGCUGUUAUUUAUCAAUUUGCUACAAGCUUGUCACUCUCAACUUGUUGACAAAUUGUUGAAUUUCAGGACGAUAACAAGUUGUCAGAACAACUUGUAACAAGUCCUUUGAGUUCAACAACCUUGUAGCAAGUUGUCAACAAGUUGUAACAAUGCUGUUAUUUAUCAAUUUGCUACAAGCUUGUCACUCACAACUUGUUGUCAAAUUGUUGAAUUGCAGGACGAUAAAAAGUUGUUGGAACAACUUGUAACAAGUCUGUUGAGUUCAACAACCUUGUAGCAAGUUGUCAACAAGUUGUAGCAAUGCUAUUAUUUAUCAAUUUGCUACAAGCUUGUCACUCACAACUUGUUGUCAAAUUUUUGAAUUGCAUGACGAUAAAAAGUUGUUGGAACAACUUGUAACAAGUCUGUUGAGUUCAACAACCUUGUAGCAAGUUGUCAACAAGUUGUAACAAUGCUAUUAUUUAUCAAUUUGCUACAAGGUUGUCACUUGCAGCUUGUUAACAAAUUGUUGAAUUGCAGGACGAUAACAAGUUGUAGCAAUGCUGUUCCAACAACUUGUCAACAGGGUGCGUUCGCACUGCUGGUUCUCAGCUUGUUGACAAGUUGUCAACGGCUUCAGUGUUGACAACUUGCUACAAGGUUUUUGAUCUCAACAGACAUGUUAAGUUGCAAGUUCCAACAACUUGUUAUUAAUUGUUAUCGUCCUGCAAUUCAACAAAUUGUCAACAAGUUACGCGUGACAACCUUGCAGCAACUUGAUAAAAUAACAGUAUUGUUACAACUUGAUGACAAGCUUGUUACAAGCCUGUUGCGAACACAUCUUGUUGACAAGUUGCGUAAUUGUUACGUGUGUACUCAAUAUAGUUGUCCUCCUUAACUGAUGAUGCGUUUUGUUUUCUUGACACAGAACUGAUCUGUACGUCUACGGAAUUCAAGUGUGCCAACAAUCUCACGUGCAUAUCACAUGAUCUGAAAUGUAAUGGUGUACAUGACUGUGCUGAUGAAAGCGAUGAAAAGGAUUGCCGUAAGUUAAUAUAAAGUCUCGCACAACUUGUCAAGAAGAUGUUUUCGCAAAAGGCUUGUAACAGGCUUGUCAACAAGUUGUAACAAUGCUGUUAUUUUAUCAAGUUGCUACAAGGUUGCCAUUCACAACUUGUAACAGAUCUGUUGAGCACUUGAACUCAACAACCUUGUAGCAAGUUGUCAACAAGCUGGGAACAAGCAGUGCGAACACAUCCUGUUGACAAGAUGUUGGAACUGCAUUGCUACAAGUCUGCUGCAGGUUUGUUACAACCAGUGAACUCUCUAUAUAUAUAUAUUUAUAUCGAAAUCAUAUAUAUAUAUAGAUAUAUAGAGUUCACUGGUUACAACUUGUGCGUUUUUGCGUGUGCAGUCGACACAUAUUUUCGAAAAUUUAUAACGAUGGAGCCAGCAGUACGCCAUCGUCGCCUUCGUUUGCGAAAACCACAUACGUAUUUCCCGAACAAUUGUUAAUGUUCCUUUGGCGGCCGUAUACACGAACACAUUUUCCUUGUACAAAAGCUAGCAUGACCAGCUUUGGAACAAGGCUCCCUUGCCAAGGAAAUAUUGUCAAUUUUUUGCCCUACACACGAGCAAAGGGGAAGCUUCUUCGCCUGUACGGCGCUUUACGUCUGAAAUGAUGCAUUCCAAUCAUAGUUCGUUCCAAUCAACAAAUGUACAAAGUUCUCAAAUGCUUUGGCUCCAAGUUCGCUCGCCACUCUUUUCGUAAAAGAGACAUAACAGAAUAUGACAAGAAACAUAACAGAAUAUGAUUUUAGGGGCUCCUAGUUCUACUUCAACCUUACAAAAAGCUUCUGUUAUGAUGGAGCUAAAUUGUGGAACUCAUUACCUGCAGAUAUGCGUGAUUCAGAUACAUUAUCAUCGUUUGUAAAUGCAAUUGACGCUUAUAGUUUUUAAUAUAAUGUUAUUAAUUUUGUACAUAAUUGUUUUGUAGUUAUAUUUGUAGUUUAGUGUGAAAAAUAUUUUGUCGUAUAAUAUCAUGUAAUCCACGCGCUCCUCGUGGAAAUCAGCAUACAGUUGACGGGGCCAGCGUGUGAUCUUUUAAAAUAUAGUUUUACCUACCUACCUACCUAUUCUUUCACUACCUAGCUGCUACCUGCAAUCCCACAACUGAACUUACCUGUGACAACGGCGAUUGUUUUCCUCUAUCGUUUCGCUGCGACGGCGACAACGAUUGCACGAACUCCUCGGACGAGCAGGGUUGCCCCACGCCACCAACUUUGGCCCCUUGCCCGGAUCACAAGUUCCAAUGUGACGACGGAGAGUGUAUACCUCAGACCUGGCAUUGUGAUGGCGCCGCUGACUGUAGAGAUAGAACGGAUGAAGUGGGCUGUCCUCCCACGUGCGCAAGCACGCAGUUCACGUGUAUGCAAUCAGGGGCGUGCAUUUCCCAGCAUUCAAAAUGCGACGGCGUUCGUGAUUGUUCGGAUGGUUCAGACGAAGCGCAUUGUGGUAAGUGCUGUUUUGGAUUGAAAUAUUUUCGGUUAUAAUUUCCAACCAAAUUAAACUGACUUUAUUUAUACUGGAUAGCUCUGUUAGUCCUAAACUGUCCUCCCUAUAGUGGUCCAGUAACGUUUUUUGUCCCUUAAUGGUCCAGUGUUACAGGAAGAAACAUAAACUAAACUAAAUUUAUUUAUACUGGAUACGCUCUAUAAGUUCUAAACUGUUCUUCCUAGACGUCCAGUAAGGUCAUUUCGUAUUGAGCCAGUGUUAUAACAGGAGCCAGGAAACCUAAACUAAACUAACUUUAUUCUGGUUAGCUCUAUCAGUUCUAGUAAACUGAGGUCCAGUAAGAUCAAUCUGGUUUUAUUACAGGAGGAAGUGAUGUAAUUUAGUUUCUAGUGUUAAAGUGAAGGAACACUUCUCAAAUGCGACCGAGGGGAAUUUAUAAUCACACAACUGUAUAUUGCAGAAAUGCUACACCAGCCAAAGAGAUGAGAAGAUAACUAAGAUACAAUUGAAAAAUGCCGGAUUUCGGCAUAUCCUAUAGCCACGGUUUGUGGGCUAUGAAGGACGCCGUAUUUCGGUAUACAUAACAACGGUUUGUGUAAAGCAUGGCGCCGGAUUUCGGUUGGUAUAUAUCCAACUAACUUCGCAACGAAGCGCCUUCGCUCGAAACGUCUUCAGAUAGUUGUAUCUCUCUCAUAAAUCUACAGUUAUCUUGUUAUCGUGUCUACCUGCACUGGCACUGGAUGUUGAAGAUUAUAUCAAAGAUAUGAAAAGACCAUGCAAUAACUUAUGUGCCUUCUGCUCUCUAUACUACUAUACCUUCAGUCUCUACCUUGUGUGGUUGAGCGUUUAACAAUAAAAAACUAGUUUGUCUCAUUCAAAAGAGCUCUUAAAAUUUAUGUGUUAAGAACUCUAUAACCGAUUUAUCAUAUCUUGCUUAGUUCUCGAAAUAUUUAGACCGAAAUUAGUUAAUGAGCUGUCCGCCAUCUUGGACUAAUUCUUGACCUCGUGAACUAUGGUUUUGGUGACGUCAGGAGUUGGGUUAACCAUAUCAACCAAACUACUCUAAAAUCACCGAGUAACAAUCCAAAAUUGUUUGAAAUGUUUUUAAUCAUUUCUAAACCUCCACACAGCAACCAGAAAUGACAAUACGAACAAUCUGUAAUAGAGUUUAAUAUAUAGUUUUAAGAGUUCAUUCAAAUAAAGUUAAACUAAUUUCUUAUUGCCAAUGUCCUUUAAUUCAGUAUUUUAUUAGCUAAUUUAUUAUUCGUUCAUCCCAGAAACUCCAACAUUAUGCAGCGAUGCAAGUUCAUAUCGUUGUGGAACUACUUCACUCUGUAUCAGUGAAGCGAAAGUAUGCAAUGGCGUGAGAGAUUGUCCAAGCGGGGACGACGAAGCUUCAAAUUGUGGUAUGUAUUACACGCGUAAAGAUCACAACUUGUCAACAAGACGUGUUCGCAACAGGCUUGUAGCAAGCUUGUCAACAAGUUGUAACAAUGCUGUUAUUUUAUCAAGGUGCUACAAGGUUGUCACUCACAACUUGUUGACAAAUUGUUGAAUUGCAAGACGACAACAAGUUGUUGGAACAACUUGUAACUGGUCUGUUGAGCUCAACAACCUUGUAGCAAGUUUUCGACAAGCGUUGACAAGUUGUUAACAAGCUGGGAACAAGCUUAAGCAGUGCGAACACAUCCUGUUGACAAGUUGUUGGAACAGCAUUGGUGCAGGUUUGUUACAACUUGUGCGUUUUCUAUUUCACGUAAAUUUUAAAGAGCCUUAAGAUCCUGGGCAUGAUGCCACGGGAGAAUUUCCGUUAAUGAUACAAUAUUGUUAAUUCAACUUUUUAAUCCAGGCUUUUAUUGCAGACCUGUAGACAAAUUGUAACAAGGUUGUUGUCAACUGUCCAGCUGAUAUCACGAUGUGUUCGUUCUGCUUGUUCCCAGUUGUUGUGACAAGCCUGAAACAAGUUGUUAUCAUCUUGUUAUAAGGUUGAUGACGGUGACAGACUUGCUACAAAUUGUUUCAACAAGACUAAUACAGGGUGUUUGUAACAACUUGUUACGAGUUUGUUGUUAUGCAUCAACUUGUUAGGUGCAGAUAAUAUCAGACCUGUUGGAACAAUUUGUUGCGAGUCUGUUGGCCUCGACAACCUUGUUACAAGUUGAUAACAACUUGUUCUCGACUUAUCAACAGCUUCGAACAAACUUGUUACGUGCAAACGAUUUAGACUUGUUGAAACAAUUUGUUGCGAGUCGUUUGGCCUCAGCAACCUUUUUACAAGAUGAUAACAACUUGUUUCCGACUUGUCAACAGCUGGGAACAAACUUGUUACGCGCAAACGAUUCAGACUUGUUGGAACAAUUUGUUGCGAGUCUGCAGUUACCGUCAAAAACCUUGUUACAAGAUGAUAACAACUUGUGUGAUGAUAACAACCAGUGCGAACACAUCUUGUUGAAAUAGAUUCUUACGUGUAAGCAUAUUCAAAUGUGUAAUCUCUCCUCGCUUUUCUUCUAACUAUGUUUCAUUAUGUCUUAACAGGAAUCAAUGAAUGCACGGACCAUAAUGGGCACUGUUUUCACAACUGCACUGAUCUUCCUAUUGGUUAUGAAUGUUAUUGCCACCAUGGUUACAAACUGGCCAACGACAGCAGAUCCUGUGAAGGUGUGAACUUUUACCUUUCGUUAUUCCUUCAUGUGGGAGCGCUUCUUAAAAUAAACUAAAACUAACCAUAUUAAUAUACUCGAUAACUACCCUAGCGGUUUCAAACUGUUCUUUCUAAAUGUCCAGUAACAAUCAUUACAUAUUAACCUUAUUCAUAAUUCAUGAGCAAGUUAGCCAACCAUAUUGCUUUAUUUUGCUCACAUGAUAAUACCGGAUACCUAGUGAAGUAUAUUGAUCCAGUCCUAGGAUUGGAUCAAAAUCAAGGGCUUCGUGGGCCCUAUGAAAAUCAAUAUCAAUUGAUAGGUUACCGUGUAUAAAUAUAAUUAAAUACAAAUACAAAUACAAAUACCAUCAUGCUGUUUUAAUAAACUGCUUGUGUUCCAGACUUGAAUGAAUGUGAAGAGGUGUAUGGCUCGUGCAGUCAGACUUGCAUCAAUAUGAAAGGAAGCUUCAAAUGUGGUUGUGUCGCGGGCUAUCGUCUGGAAACAGCUGCUACUGAUACCUGUAGAGCUGUAGGUGAGUAGCUAGAAACAUGUAAUUGAUAUAUAAAAAGUGGUUUACAUUAUCAAGCAUCUGAGACUAAAGUAAUUUUAUACUGAUGAUAAUUGCUAUCAGUUCUUUCUAGAAUCUAUAGUAACUCUAUUUAUACUGGAUAACUCUAUCAUUUCUAAACUGUUCUCCCUAGAGCUCCAGUAACAGUUAUCCCUUAUUGAUCCAGUGUUACUGUAGGAGGAAAUCUAAACUAAACUAACUUUAUUUAUACUGGAUAGCUCUAUCAGUUCUGAACUGUUCUUCCUAGAGGGCCAGUAAGGAUCAUCUUUUAUUGUACUACAGGAGGAAAUCUAAACUAAAUUACUAAGUUUAUUUAUACUGGAUAGCUCUAUCAGUUCCAAAGCGUUCUUCACAGGCUCAUCCCUUAUUUUCCAAUGCAGAAACCAAAGCUUAACUCAUUUGUAUAUGUUAAUAUGUAGGUCCACAGACUUAUCUCGUUUUUGGUGGCCAGCACACCAUUCAUAAUCUAACAACAUCCGGGACUCACUAUGGUAACAUAGUUUCAAAUCGUAAUGCACCAAUUGCUAUUGGCCAUGAUCUCAAUGGUGGAUACGUGUACUGGACUGAUAUUGUUGAUGAGAAGAUUGAGCGAGCUCGACUUCUGGGCGAUGGAAAUGUGGAGACCGUGAUAGACAGUGCAGUACAUUCAAAUGGUAUGUUACUCGGUUGAACAAAAUUAGCUAAACUAACUUUAUUUUAUGCUGAAUAGCUCUAUCAAUUCUAAAUUUUCUAAACUCUCUUCAGAGAUCCAGUAAGGAUCAUCUCUUAUUGAUCCAAUCUUACUACAGAAUUAGGAAAUCUAAACUUAAACGAACUUUAUUGAUACUGGGUAGCUCUAUCAGUUCUAAACUGCUCUCUUAGGAGAUCCAGUAAGGAUCAUCUCUUCUGAUAUAUACUUGUUUAAACAAUGUAGGUCUAGCCAUUGAUUGGAUUGGAAAGAAGUUAUAUUGGACGGAUGAAACCUUGAAAUCGAUCGAAGUUUCCGAGUUGAAUGGCAAGAAUCGUUUAAAAUUGUUCAGUCUCAUGAGUAGUGAUGUGCCACGCGGUAUAGCUUUGGAUCCGUUUGAAAGGUAUGGUGUCGUCCCUUUGCUUUGAGGGCCUGAAAUUCAGUAUAUUCUUGUUAAAUCUAAUUGUGGCAAAUGUGGUGGUUCGUAGUUUGUACGCUGCGGCAAACCACUCCGUUAUAGUGUAAACACAUUAUAGUCUCAAUACUAGAAACGUAGUGAAUUUUUGACGGAGUGUUAGCCGUCAGCGUCAUAGUGUAAACGCGGCCUAAAUUUAAAUCCAGCAAUAACAAAGAACCCUUUGUUGUUCUAGAUAUAUAUUCUGGACAGAUUGGAGCGAAGUUCAUCCAAAGAUUGAGCGAGCAAGUAUGGACGGGGAUUCCGUUUCCCGCCAAAUCAUCCUUGAUACAAACCUUGUCUGGCCAACCGCCUUGGCAAUAGAUACCAUCGUUCAGAGGCUGUUUUUCAUAGACACCAAGUUGCAGCGAAUAGAAACGAUCAAAUAUGACGGCACGGCGAGAAAGACCUUGGUCUCCAAAGGGCUCGUUCAACCGCUAAGCUUGGCAAUAUUUGAGGAUCACUUGUAUUACACCGACUAUUCGCUUAACACGAUAUUUACCGUGAACAAAAGAACCGGGCAACGACUAGGACAACUGAAGAAGAAUCUCAGACGACCCACGGGAAUUGAUGUUGUGCAUCCUUUACAUCAAAAACAAGGUAGGCAGGGGGCGUCGAACCUGGCCUGCUUGGUAGGUCGGCGGUUAUAGUACGAAGGAUUUGGUGACACAUUGGUUAGAGCAUGUGUCGUUUAUCCACACGUAAAAAUAAUGAGUUGUACGGAAAGCCAUAUAUAACUGCUAUUUGCGAAAAGAAGCCAACUCUAGCAGUAGGGCUGAUUUUUCUUAGGACUGGCCUUUAAUGUAGGGCUCAUAUAAACACCCUCCAAGGAAGAACAAUUUAGAACUGAUAGAGCUGUCGAAUAUAAAAACAUAGUUCAGAGUUAACCUUCUCAGUUACUGACACUGGACCAAUUAUAGCAGUGAGAACAGGUUGGAAAUAAUUGAGCUGUCUUGAAUAAUUUUAGCCUUUCUUGGCAACCGUUUUCAUCCAUUUAGUUGCCAGCCAAUGUACCAUGAACAAUGGUGGAUGCUCUCAUCUCUGUCUUUUAUCAAGUAAUUCCUCGCGAAAUUACACCUGCCGCUGCCCAAACGGAUUGCUGUUGAGAAGUGACGCUAAAUCCUGCGUUAAUAUCACAGAACUAAAUUCGACGACGCCCCAACCCCCCGUGCAAACCACCAAUAUCCCAUCUGCUCAAACAACUAGUGAACCUGAGCAUAAAUCUAGCACGGGGAGUACUAGUACUGUCAAGGCAAGACCUUCCACGAAUAAUACCAAAGGUAUGAAAUUUUAUGCUGAGGAUAUGCCCACUGAUCUGGGAACAGAUUGUUGAUUGUUUGCGCAUUUAUACGCGCGUAUAAAUGGAACAAGUUGUAACAGACCUACAACAGACUUGUAGCAAUGCUGUUCCAACAACUUGUCGACAGCAUUUGUUCGCGCUGCUUAUCCCUAGCUUCUUGUCAAGUUGUCAAUGCUCGUUGACAAAUUGCUACAAGGUUGUUGGGCCCAACAGACUUGUCAAAAGUUGUUCCAACAACUUGCUUACAGUCCUGCAAUUCAACAAGUUGUGAGUUACAACCUUGUACCAACUUGAUAAAAUAACAGCAGUCUUACAACUUGUCGACAAGCUUGCUACAAGCCUGUUGCCAUCACAUCUUGUUGACGAGGUUUUUACGUGUGUAAUUUAGGUGCUCCGCUGGCCAAGAAACAAGAAGACUCAUCUUCAAACUCUGGACCAAUGAUAGCUGGAGUGACCGUGGCUGUUUUAGUUCUCGUGUUUCUGCUUUUUGGAGCAUUCCUGUUUUGGCGAAGACGGGACAAAAUGGCUGAUAGAAGAAUUCUGUUUUACAAGGAUAGUUCAACGACUCCGUUACAGAACGACUUUGACGACGAGGACCUUGUCAAAAGCUAUGAAGACAUCGGUGGCACGUCGUGUGUCAAGUUUUCAUAAUCUUGUCGAUAUUGUACAGCUGUAGGCAAGUGUAGCUGACGCUUGUGUGUAUACGGUUGGGAUCAAUUCAAGUAUGCGACCAACCCCCCAACCCCCCCCUCCCCCCCUAAGUUACUUCUCCAAAGAACCGCCUCGUUCUUUAAGAACCCCUACUUAUUUUUGCUCAUGAAUGAUCUAGUUCAUGAAUUAAAAGUGACUUUAGUAUAGAAAAUAGGGUUUAUCAAAGAACGAGGCAGUUCUUUAGAGAACUCAUUUAUGGGGGUCGUGACAACUUUUCAUAACGCGCAUCGCUUGUUACUGUCGCUCCAGUUUACGGAAACAUAGCGGCUGUUUACACUAGCGAUUCAGAGCCGAGGCAAGUGUGACAGCCAAAAACGAGAUGGAGACCGAUUCUCGGGGUCGAGUAUCUAAACUAAACCACCUCGAGAGGUUCUCAGAUCUGUUCACGCCAUCCAAUUCCUAUAGCCAUGUUUCAUAAAGGUGGCCAAACAAAAAAUUCUUUCCUAAAUUCCUAACUAUGUUUCCCAAAGGUGGCCAAACAAGAAAAUCUUUCCUAAGUUCCUAGCUAUGUUUCCCAGAGGUGAACAAACCAGAAAACAUUGUUUCCUGAAUUCCUAGCUAUGUUUCCCAAAGGUGGACAAACAAAAAAUAUUCUUCCCUAAAUUCCUAGUUAUAUUUCACGAAGGUGGACAAGCCAAAAACCAUGGUUUCCUAAAUUCCUAACCAUCGGUUUCCUGAAGGUGGACAAAGCAGGAAACAUUAGAGACCUUAAGAUUGACGUUUACGGCAAACGUCAAACCGCUAGCGAAGUUUUUGAUUUUACAACUCUAUUAUAAUAGCUUUUACACCAGUUUUGAAAUAUGUUAAAUUUAUUAAACUUGUGCUCUUUAGCAAUGAUAGUUUAAGAAGGGCAAAUUAACCACUAGUCAUGCCAUUCACCAAAGCAGUAAAUGAAGAUUUGGCGUUUGAAGUUGACGUUUGAAGUAUAAAUUUCAUGCUUUAACGACUACAAGCCCUCGUAGCAGUUCAAGCAUGAAAUCUAUACGCCAAACGCCAACUUCAAACGCCAAAUCUUAAUUUACUGCUUUGGUGAAUGGCAUGACUAGUGGUUAUAAAGAGCACAAGUUUAAUAAAUUUACUGACAUAUUUCAAAACUGUUGUAAAAGCUAUUAUAAUAGAGUUGUAAAAUCAAAAACUUCGCUAGCGGUUUGACGUUUGUCGAAUUGUCGUAAACGUCAAUCUUAAGGUCUCUAAUGACUCCUACCUAGUCUACUGCUAGAAAGGCAGAGUACUUGGAACAAAUCAAUCCAAAUUUGCAUGCAAAAAGCGUCCUAAACAAGCGUUAGCCAAAUUUGCUUAUGAUACCUGUAGGACAUAGUCGUUAUAUAGCCAUAGGGUUAAUUAUUCAUAUUUAGUUUGAAGUUAGUAACAUUUACGGUCGUUGAAAUAUAUAUAUAUAGCUAUAUCAUUAUUAUAGAUACAAUAUUAUAUAUAAGGCCCGAUGUAUUAAUAGAUAAAAUCCUCGAGCAAACGAUGUGUUGUCACUGAUUUUUUCCCACC
Molecule: messenger RNA, 26988 nt
Organism: Paramuricea clavata
Lineage: Eukaryota; Metazoa; Cnidaria; Anthozoa; Malacalcyonacea; Plexauridae
Source: the annotation of a GenBank genome assembly